AUGGCUUCCAGAUUAGAGGAGGAUCUCUGCUGUCCGGUCUGUCAGGAGGUCUUCAGAGAUCCUGUUAUUCUGUCAUGUAGCCACAGCUUCUGUAAAGUCUGUCUGAAGAACUGGUGGAGACAGAAACCAACACAGGAGUGUCCAGUUUGUAAGAGAAGAUCUUCAAAGGAGGAACCACCUUUAAACUUGGUGCUGAGGAACCUGUGUGAGUCCUUCUUACAGGAGAGAGAUCAGAGAUCUCCAGAGGCUCUCUGCAGUCUGCACUCUGAGAAACUCAGACUCUUCUGUCUGGACCAUCAGCAGCCAGUGUGUGUCGUCUGCAGAGAUUCAGAAAAACACACCAACCACAGAUUCAGACCCAUUGAUGAAGCUGCAACAGAUCUAAAGAAGAACCUUCAGGAAACUCUGGAGCCCUUAAAGGAGAAGUUAAAGGUUUAUGAAGAAGUUAAAGUGAAGUUUGAUGAAACAGAAAAACACAUCAAGGUCCAGGCCCGACACACAGAGAGGCAGAUUAAGGAGCAGUUCAAGAAGCUUCACCAGUUUCUAGCAGAGGAAGAGGAGGCCAGGAUGGCUUCACUGAGGGAGGAAGAGGAGCAGAAGAGUCAGAUGAUGAAGGAGAAGAUGGAGGCUCUGAGCAGAGAGAUAGCAGCUCUUUCAGACACAGUCAGAGCCACAGAGGAGGAGCUGAGAGCUGAAGACGUCUCAUUCCUCAACAACUACAAGGCUGCAGUGGAAAGAGUCCAGCGCUGCCCCCUGCUGGAUGAUCCACAGCUGCCCUCAGGAGCUCUGAUAGACCAGGCCAAACAUCUGGGCAACCUGGCCUUCAACAUCUGGAACAACAUGAAGGACCUGGUCUCCUACACUCCUGUCAUUCUGGAUCCAAACACUGCUGAUCCAAGACUGAUCCUGUCUGAAGAUCUGACCAGUGUGAGAGGAGGAGAUAAACAACAACUUCCUGAUAAUCCAGAGAGGUUUGAUUAUAACUGUUCUGUCCUGGGCUCUGAGGGCUUUAACUCAGGGACUCACAGCUGGAAUGUUGAUGUUGGAGAUAACAGAUUGUGGGGACUGGGUGUGUUAGCAGAGUCUGAUCAGAGGAAGGGACGCAUACGAUCUGGAUUGUGGAGAAUGGGGUUCUAUAAAGUAAAGAAGAGGCUCCAGAGGAUCAGAGUGAAUCUGGACUGGAACAGAGGAAAUCUGUCCUUCUCUGAUCCUGAUACUAACACACACAUACACACCUUCACACACACUUUCACUGAGAGGAUGUUUCCUUUCAUUAUGACUGUGGAGAAGGUGAAGAUUUUACCAGUGAAUGUCUCUGUGUCAGUGAAUCAGAUCAAUUAGAGACAAACAGGAUGAUUAUUAAUGUUUAUUGGGCUGUAACAACUAAUCAAUGUCAGUGAUCAUAUAAACUGUAGUUUUGUUGUCAUGGUGUUGGGUCAGUUACGUCACUGGAACCAGUGAGAACACAUUUAAUAUCUGGUGGUUGGAACUAGAUCAUUGUGUUUAUAGCUUAAGACACGUUGAAUGUAGAGAUGAUAACUUUCUUUAUAAAGGACCUGAAGCAAGCAGUAUGUAGGACCUGGAGACAAUGCUUCAUAGACUUUAACCAAUGAUUCAUGUUCUUGAUUGAAUAAAUUCUCAAGUCUAAUAUUUGUGUUGCAUGUGUUUGACUGGAUUCUCUUUGUCUACUUUAAAAAUCUGUUGAUGUUUUUGUCAUUUUUACGCAGAAAUGUAAAUAUUUGUGAAGGAUGCAAACACUGUAAAGCCAGGAUGUCUUUGAGGAAGCCAAGUGAGACAAAAACUCUGAUCUGUAGGUUUUUAUGUGGUGGGGACAUAAAAGAGCAUGUUGCUGUACGUCACUAUUUCAUGUAAUGGAAUGAACUAUUGGAGCGUCCAGUUUCCUUAAACACGCUGGUUAUCUAACACUCACUGUGAACACACACCACUGCAUCGUCCUCUUGACUUAAAUAACUCAUUUACUGCCCUCAGCUUAGUGCACAGCACAGAUUAGUUUUUUACUGAAUCCUCCAUCACUGUGCAUGUUCAUUCUGAUAAAGAAAUGUCAAAACAAAGCUGCUAAUCUACUAUUUCAUUCAAUGGUUUGAUGAUGAAGGUACUAU
Messenger RNA from Mugil cephalus (flathead mullet), 2120 nucleotides. RefSeq names its product nuclear factor 7, brain-like. NCBI's taxonomy places the organism in Eukaryota, Metazoa, Chordata, Actinopteri, Mugiliformes, Mugilidae. The transcript has 2 exons. Bases 1 to 1341 code for a protein of 446 amino acids. The record is from RefSeq and is a predicted model, not a curated record. Gene Ontology annotation, molecular function: zinc ion binding.